AUGGAGCAGCUUGAAGAGAUUUUUCAAGGCUACACUAGAAAUGGUUUUCCGAAACUCCCGCCUGAAAUAAUGGGAACGAAGCAAUCUGUCAUCGACGAAAAAGCUCUUGAAUUACUGACACUGCCAAAGCACUGGAAGGAAAUCAUCAAAGAUGCGGCUCAAUUGGAGAAAAGAAACAAAUCGUUCCAGGAAGCGAUUUGGGAAAUUUUCACGACUGAGCGGGUUUAUAUCUUGAAUCUGAAGAUGGGACUCGAUUGCUACAUAGGCUUCUUGAUCGACAUUCAACAACAAGGGCUCCUAAUCGACGUGGAAAUAGCCAAACUGUUGCUGAAUCUCAAAGAGCUCUAUCAAAUACAUCUGCACGAGUGGAAAUCUACCCUCCUCCCAAUCAUCAAGGAUAUUGAAUCUUCUGGCAAAGCACUGAACGCAGCACAAGUUUUGGAGAUUUAUGAUGGCCUGAGCGAGCGGCUGCAAAAACCGUAUUUGAAAUACCUUUCCGGCGCAUCGGAAGCGAUGCAUUACGCACGAGAAAAAGAAGAGACAAAUCUUCUUUUCAAAGAGUUUCUCAAACUUUGCGAAAAGCAACGAGCGACGCUCGGAGUGAUGUUUGGCUCGUUAGAAUCGAUCCUUUGCUCGCCUCAUCAAAGAAUUACCAGAUACGGUCUGUUGCUGACCCCAAUCAUCAAAUAUUGCGAUGACGAUGGAGAAUCGAAGAAAAAACUCGAAGAGGUUCACAAGAAAGCGGAUGCUCUUUGCAGAUGGCUAAACAACAGGGUCAAAUUGUCGGAAUUGAACAAACAGUACAUUGGAAACAAUUUUGACUUUUAUAUUAAAACGCCGAACACCUCUACUGUCCGAAACGAAAUGCUUCUCUACUCGGCAAAAGGUUUUGAUGCCUUUAGCGAGAUUCCAGGAAGCCAAGUGAAGGGUCAAAAACGAAUGGUCCUUGAUGAGCGGGAUGAUGUCACCUUGUUGUUGCCCAAAAAGGAAAAAAUACUAACGAAGAUUUUGACCGAUUGUCUUUUGGUCUUUACUGCGCAAGAAUCAUCAGUUAAAUCGUCGAAAGUCAAGAAGCUAUUUCUCUGUUUUCCGCCUCUAAAAAUCGAUACGCUCUAUCCGAUCGUAUUCGACCAGGUGAAAAUAACUCUUGUUAGUGUGGGUCCUUAUGGAUGCCCUGAGCAGAGCUUGACGAUAAGUUUUCCGACUGAGGAAAAUUGCUCCAGUUUUAUGGCGAAAAUAAGGGAAGCAAGGGAACAAUAUCAAUUGAUAAAACAGGGGCAAUCGUUGUCGGAUGAACUGAUGAGAAAGCUGGACGAAGUAGUGCUCUCGAGCAACCACAUCGACUCAGACCCCGAAACGCCAGACGAAUGUGUUGCCUCCCUCAAAGAUCAAAAGCCCCGCGCGCGAGCAGUAGUACCUCUCAACAUCGACCUCAAUUUCGACGCCUCAGAACUCGGUUUAACUUCUCCAAGCCCAAAAGAAACUCCCGAAGAUCCUUCGUCCCCGGCUUCAACCUUCGUCACUGUUGGAAAAUCGAAGAAAACAAAGAGAAGAUCUGUGAUGAAAUUUUUCAAAAGCAAAAAUUCAUCCAAAGACACAAGUACUGAGAAUAAUAAUAAAUAA
Molecule: messenger RNA, 1623 nt
Organism: Oikopleura dioica
Lineage: Eukaryota; Metazoa; Chordata; Appendicularia; Copelata; Oikopleuridae
Source: the annotation of a GenBank genome assembly